Ctenocephalides felis (cat flea) is the source of this 3776-nucleotide messenger RNA. RefSeq names its product protein argonaute-4. Lineage: Eukaryota; Metazoa; Arthropoda; Insecta; Siphonaptera; Pulicidae. The transcript has 25 exons. Gene Ontology annotation, molecular function: protein binding; RNA binding. The coding region runs from base 159 to 3707 and encodes 1182 amino acids. The record is from RefSeq and is a predicted model, not a curated record.
CUUUAAUAAAUAAUCUUACAUUAUUUUUGAUAAAUAUUUUAUUUGACAAUUUGUGCUUAAUAUAACAAGUUUUUAUUAUAAGAGCUAAAUAUCACAUCAGACAAACCUGACAAGCACUGACGAGCAAGUAUAAAAUAAGUGAUAAAAAAUAUUGAAUAAUGGGAAAAAAGAAAGGUAAAGGACAGAAGAACAAUGCCCCUUCAACAGAAGCUGCAGGCAGUUCCAAGCCUAGUUCGAGUCAAACGAAUCCUUCCACUAAUGCUUCCCGUGAUAAUAAACCUAGUGCAGGCCAAACACGUACACCUGUAUCUCAAACUACACCUGCAGCACCAACUCAGUCUCUUGCAAGUUCUGUGGCAACAAGCGCUUCCAAAGUUGCAGCGCCGCAAAUUCCUUUUCAUGCUGGAAUAUCAUUGCAACAAAAUAUGACCAUACACCAAGACAUCAUUCACCAUGCACAUAACGAGAUGCCUAUCAGCCAAGGUGUACCUUUUGUGCAACAUAUAUCCGCGCAGCAGAAUUUGCCAGCACAACAUGUGCCUUUAUAUAAUGAUGCAGUACACUAUUUUCCUACCACACCACUAACAAUGCCAACUCAACAGGUGCCAAUGAAUCAAAGUUUCCGUAUGCAACAGAACGUUAAAUUACAACAAAAACUUCAACAAAAAUUCUCAAUCCAACAAAAUUUCCCAAUUCAACAAAAUGUAGCAAUGCAACAAUUACAGCCUACAAUACCAAUGCAGCAGCCUGUACCUGCUCAAAAAUCAGCUUGGGGAAAACCUCAUCAAUUUUCUCAAAGCCAGCAAGCGCAGACAAGUAGCUCUUCUCCUGAGCUACCUUCUUCUAGCUCUAGUGGUCCACAACAAGGGGCCCCAUUUCAAACUCAACUAGUACAAUCUUCAGAAGUUUUAACAGGAGAUCAAGGCCGAAGACCGAGGGGAAGAGGUAGAGGAGCACCUUCACAAAAAAGUGUUUCCCAAGGAAAAGUAGGUGCUGCAGACUCAUCUAAGCCUGCAGAGCAAUCCUCUGCAUAUAAAACUCAACCAGUUCCUCCUACUCAAACAAAAACUAUGCCAUCUCCAGAAACUCCUCAACCUAUGCAGACUACAAGUCAACAAUUUAGACCACCCGCACAGACGUCACCUGUGCAAGAAAAAGGUGAUCAAGGUCAAGUAUCACCUUCAAGUAGCUCAGAAAAAUCUGUUUGCUCUCAAGGGGACGUUGUGUCUAAAACCUGUGGAAUGGAACUUCCUACUAGAAAGAAAAGAUAUGAAGGUGGUGGUCAGUUAGGAAGAAAGAUUCAAGUUCGAACGAAUUUUAUGCCCUUGAAUCUGAAAAAUAUUUGCAAAAUGGCUAUACAUUAUGACAUAACAUUUGAUCCAGAUAAGCCAAAAAGAUUCCUUAAACUGGCAUUUAACAAAUUUUGCACUACUUAUUUUCCUAAUAGGUACCCAGCAUUUGAUGGAGUAAAGAAUGUAUAUGCUUCUUCACCCCUUCCUAAAGUGGGUGUUAAUGUCCUUCAAGGAGAGGUUUCUAUUAUAAACCCUGAUAAUGAACUGGAAAAAAAAUAUAAAGUAACUAUUAAAUUUGCUUCUUAUGUUGACAUGACUUCCCUUUCAAAAUAUAUGGAAAAUGGAUCAUCUAUUGAGACACCGCAGGAAGCCCUGCAAUGUAUUGACAUCAUAUUUAGGCAUGCACUCUCCAAACAAUUUGUUCAGGUGGGAAAGUCCUUCUUUACACCACCCAGUGGUCGAAUUGUUUCUCUUGGUGAUGGAAUGGAUCUAUGGUAUGGGUUAUUUUCUAGCUGUGUUUUAGGAUGGAAACCUUAUUUAAAUGUAGAUGUUGCACAUAAAGGAUUUCCAACUAAACAACUAGUUACAGAGUACAUGAUGAAUGAGAAAAGUAUUGAUUUAACACGCCCAGUGGACCCACGUAUGAUAGAAGAAGUUCGCAAAUUUAUUAAAUCACUUAAGGUCAUAUAUCAAAUUCCUGGCAAGCCUACUACAAAGCGAAGUUUUAGGGUAAAUGAUAUUCGUAAUUUACCAGCUGAACAGGAGAAAUUUGAAGAUGAAAAUAAAAGAGAAAUAACUGUUGUGAGAUAUUACAGAGAAAGCAAAGGAUAUUCAAUUCGUUAUCCUAAAUUACCUUGCCUGUGGGUAGGUAGUCGAGCUAAAAAUGUAUUUGUCCCUCCUGAGCUUUGUACAAUUCAAGAAGGCCAGGUAGUGCUUAAAAAAUUAACUGAAUUACAAACAAGAAAUAUGAUUAAGUGUGCUGCAACUCCAACAGAUAUGCGUGAGAAAAAAAUUAUGGAUGCAUUUAAUAAUAGUAAGAUUGAGAAUCAUCCAGCUGUAAAGGAAUUUAAUUUGUCAAUUGAUAGUAAAUUUGAAAGAGUUGAUGCCAGAGUUUUGGAUCCACCAAUUUUAGAGUAUGCUGCAGGCAAAGUGGUAACUCCUAGAGAGGGUGUCUGGAAAUCGGACCGCGAGAAGUUUUUGAAAGCAGUUAAUAUACAAAAUUGGACAGUUUUAAAUUUAGACUUCAGAACAAGAAAUGAUAGGAUAGAAUAUUUUUGUACUGAGAUGACUAAAUUGGCUCGCCAAGUAGGAAUAUCUAUUAAUCCUCCAAGACCUCCCAUAACUUUAGAUACAAGAAGAUUAGUUCAUGAUUUACCUGAAUAUUUCAAGAAAGCGAAACAAGAUAAAAUAGAAUUAGUAUUUGUCAUUAUUUCACAGGACGAUUCAUAUUGUAAGGUAAAGCAAACUGCUGAGUUGCAAUUUGGUAUCCUGACCCAAUGUGUAAAAGGGAACACUUUAAAUAAAUUGACCCCUUCCACUUGUCAUAACAUUUUACUGAAGGUCAAUGCUAAGUUGAAUGGUACGAACUAUCAAUUAUCGUCAAGAAUACCAAGAAGGCCAUUUAUAUUCAAUCAUCCUGUGAUGAUAGUUGGUGCAGAUGUUACACAUCCUUCACCUGAUCAAACCGAUAUUCCAAGUGUUGUGGGGGUAGCUGCAUCUCAUGAUCCCAAUGCAUUCAAAUACAAUAUGAUUUGGAGAUUACAGCUGCCAAAAAUUGAAAUAAUUGAAGAUUUGCAUAGCAUCAUGAGAGAGCAUUUGCUUAAGUUUUACAAAGAAACCCAUCAAAAACCGCAGCGUAUAUACUUUUUCCGCGAUGGAGUAUCGGAAGGGCAAUUUAAACAGGUAUUGAAUUCUGAGUUUGUUGCUAUAAGAAGAGCAUGUCAAUCUCUUGAAAAUAAUUAUCAGCCUCCAAUAACCAUGCUGGUUGUCCAAAAACGACAUCACACCAGAUUCUUUCCGUUUGAUCAAGAUGCUGUUGGCAGAAAUAAAAAUGUGCCACCUGGAACAGUUGUAGAUCAAUUGAUCACACAUCCAACUGAACGGGACUUUUAUUUGGUGUCCCAUCAAUCCAUACAAGGUGUUGCACGUCCCACAAAAUAUAAAGUGUUAUGGGAUGAUAAUGACAUGACAGAAGAUCAAUUGCAGGAAUUGACUUAUUUUCUGUGUCACAUGUUCAGCCGCUGCACUAGAGCUGUUUCUUAUCCCACCCCUACAUAUUAUGCCCAUCUUGCUGCUUAUAGGGGAAGAAUUUAUAUAGAAGGCAAGCGGAUUCAACUGAAUGACCUACAGCGCGAACAAGAUUGCCGCAGAAUACAGGAUGAUGUACAGAAAAAUAAGCCUAUGUUUUUUGUAUAAAUUACAUUAUUUUUUUGUCAUAAGGAAUAUUAUCUAAUUUUUCUAUAUAAUAUACAUAAGUGCAAAGUA